Messenger RNA from Zea mays, 624 nucleotides. Its product is annotated as fumarate hydratase 1, mitochondrial-like. The coding region runs from base 1 to 624 and encodes 207 amino acids. Gene Ontology annotation, biological process: malate metabolic process; fumarate metabolic process; tricarboxylic acid cycle. The transcript has 7 exons. Gene Ontology annotation, molecular function: fumarate hydratase activity. Gene Ontology annotation, cellular component: mitochondrion. Lineage: Eukaryota; Viridiplantae; Streptophyta; Magnoliopsida; Poales; Poaceae. The record is from RefSeq and is a predicted model, not a curated record.
AUGUGUGUGGGAAGGUUGAAGAGGAUGAAGAGCCAAAAGAAGGUGAAGAGGCAAAUGGUUGCUGAAGCUUCACGUAAGAUGCUUUUGAUAUUGAAUUUUCUUUUCCUUGUGCCAUUGAAUAUGGACUAUGGCCUUGAUCCAACAAUAGGGAAGGCCAUAAUACAGGCAGCUGAGGAGGUCGCAGAGGGAAAGUUAGAUGAUCACUUCCCACUUGUUAUCUGGCAAACUAGCAGUGGCACACAAAGCAACAUGAAUGCCAAUGAGGUAAUUGCAAAUAGGGCAUCUGAGAUCCUUGGACACAAGGGCGGUCAGAAGUAUGUGCACCCAAAUGACCAUGUGAAUAGGUCACAAUCUUCAAAUGAUACAUUUCCCACUGUAAUGCAUAUAGCGACGGUCGUUGAGAUACAUUCAAGGUUUAUCCCAAGUUUGCAACAGUUGCAUGAUUCACUUCAUUCGAAAGUAGGAUUUAUUCUAUCAUCUUUUGUUGUCUUAUUUAUUAACCAUGGUCACAACUCUUGCUUCUGCUGCGACUCCGGCUACUGCUUCAGCUCCGACUACGGCUCCAGCUCCUGCUGCGGCUUCUGCUGUGUGACCAGCUCCUGCUGCGACUCCUGCUCCUACUAA